AUGCCCACCUUACCCAUCCUCUGCUUCAACGACGUCUACCGCGUCUCACAGAAAUAUGUAGCUCAGCCAGGCGCGCCAGAGAGGCGAAAGCUCCAUCCCGAUCAGGCCAAAGAGGACGGCGAUGGCGAGGCAAAGAUAAACGUGGCUCAGUUCGGCCAGCUCUUGUUCUCGCAUCGGGAUGAGUGGGCGGAUCGGAAGGGCGACGGCAGCGAUGAUGCGAAAGAGGAGAAGGAGGGUCUGGUGCUAUUCGCUGGGGAUGUCUUCAACCCGAGCGUGGAGAGCUCGGUGACGAGAGGAAGUCAUAUGGUGCCGGUCAUGAACGCCCUCAAGAUCGAUUGUGCCUGUAUAGGCAACCACGACUUUGACUUUGGCUUUCCGCAUUUGACAAAGCUGCUUGAGAGCACCAACUUCCCCUGGCUUCUCUCCAACAUUGUCGAUCAACAUACCGGAACCACGCCGGAGCCAUUACGCAGGUUCUGGGUGACGGAACGAGACUGGAUAGCGACGAUUCCAUCAUGGCCCGAGCACUUCUCGUAUCGGGACAUGGCCGAUACGGCUCGAGCGCUAUCGAAGGAGCUCAGAGAUCCGAAGGGAGAGCACAAAGUUGACUUUAUCAUCGCUUUGACACAUUGUCGGGUGCCUAACGAUAUCAAGCUGUGUAACGAGCUCGGAGCUGUGUCUGGCGAGGAUAAAUCGAGCGAGCACGGUGUAGACCUCGUCAUUGGCGGACAUGAUCAUAUGUACUACAUCGGCAACGGCGCCUCUAAGAGCUGGACCGGCUUCUCAGGGGACCACACCGCCAAAGGCACCGAGGACGACAAGGUCUGCCACCUCAUCAAGUCCGGUACCGACUUCCGUGACCUUACCUCUGCCGUCCUCACCCUUUCUCCUCCCUCAUCCUCCUCGGCCGUCCGUAAACAGACCAUCUCCGAAUUGACCGGCGAGCACCUCUACGUCAUGCCAUCCUCGCCCGCCUCGCCCGAAAUCACCGAACUCAUUUCCAAGCUGCUUUCGUCCGUCUCGGACACCCUGUCGAAACCGGUGUGUUUUGCGCUGACGCCGUUCGAUGCGCGGUCGGAGCUGGUGCGCACGAAAGAGACGGGUCUGGGGAAUUGGGUGGCGGAUGUGCUCUUGCAUGCGUAUGCGGAGAGUGGGAUCGAGGGAGGGAGCGGGUUUGUCGAGAGGGCGAAGGACGAUAAUAUCAAGAAUGCGCAGGGGAAGGAUCACGGGGCGGAUGUUGUUCUGCUCUGUGGAGGGACCCUGAGAGGGGACAGUCAGUAUGGUCCAGGCAAGAUCACCCUUGGCGAUAUCCUCGAGAUCUUACCUUUCGAAGACCCGGUCGUUUGUAUCGAGAUUGACGGAAAGGGUUUAUGGGAAGUCCUCGAAACAUCGCUUUCGAAAUGGCCAGCACAAGAAGGCCGCUUCCCCAUCGUAGCCGGUCUCGCUGUCCAAUGGGACCACCUCCUCCCUCCCAACCAACGCAUCAAGUCGAUCCACCUCAUCAAGAACCCAAUAGGCGACGAGGACGCGGACGAGAUUGAGCAUCCGGGGGAUAUGGUCAACUUUGUGGAGCAGGAAGAUGGGACGACGGUCGAGGUGAAUCAGAGGAAGGUGGAGUUGGGGGAGGAGGUGAAGCGCGAUGGGAGCAGGGUGUAUCGCGUGAUCACACGAGAGUAUAUGGCUCAGGGGUACGACGGGUUUGAGGGGCUCAAGAACCGCAAAUUCAUUGUGGACGACGAGAAUGGGCAGAUCAUGAGCAGUAUUAUCCGGUCUUUCCUCCUCGGUUCUGCCUAUAUCUUCCGUCAUAAACAGCUCAUGGACGCGCACGAGAGCCAUCUCUCGUCCCGUACGGACGGCGUCCUCUCCCGCGCACGCAAAGAACACAGCUCGCCCAAUACCUCGCUUGCUUCCUCGCCAGCCAGCACGCGGGGCGGGUGGGGCGGACGGGAGACCCAAAGCCAGGGCCAGGGCCAAGGCCAGGGGAAGCGCACCAUGUCGAUGUCGAUGACGACGCCCCGAGGACCGGAAUCACCCGUCCGGGGCGGGAUGUCGGACAGUCUAUCGUCUCUGCCAUCGCAUGGAAAUGGGGGCGGAGAGAGGGGAUGGGGUCAAGUCAGGCGACACGUCGUCAAGCACGAUUGGAGGAGUAUCAGGGAUGCGCUGUUUGUGGGGAGGAAUGAGCAUAUGAGCGAUGUGGAUGAUUUCAAUGGAGAUAAAGAACGAUCUCGCGGAUCGGCCAUUAUACCGAAACCGCUAAUCACCAAGACGGGGGCGGUGUUUAUCAAGAAGACGAGCGAGGAUGAGUUGAAGCGAUUAGGCGGGGAGCUGGCUAUUGUGUGUCCGUUGGUCGAUGGACGGAUGAGGGAUCUGAGUGAGGAUAAGUAG
Dioszegia hungarica is the source of this 2385-nucleotide messenger RNA. Its product is annotated as Metallo-dependent phosphatase-like protein. The record is from RefSeq and is a predicted model, not a curated record. Gene Ontology annotation, biological process: nucleotide catabolic process. Lineage: Eukaryota; Fungi; Basidiomycota; Tremellomycetes; Tremellales; Bulleribasidiaceae. The coding region runs from base 1 to 2385 and encodes 794 amino acids. The transcript is spliced from 12 exons. Gene Ontology annotation, molecular function: hydrolase activity.